AUGAUGGAAAGUUGUCAAGUUAAAAAAUCUAAAAUUAAAUCAAAGCCUAAAAAUUCAGUAUAUAAUAAUCAUCAAUUUAGAAAAAGAGCUCCUCCUAAACUUCCAAAACGUGAAAACGAUAUUUACGUUAACAAUUCCACUCAUCUUCAGUGUCAAAUAACAAAGUGUCAUAAACUCUUUCAAGAAGGUUUUUCCGAAAUUGUUAUUCACGGUUUAGGAGCUGCAGUGAACACUGCCAUUAACAUCGCAUUAAUUUUACAAGAAAAACUUUCACACACUGUAGAUUUAGCUGUAAACACAUCGACGGUGGAAAUUAUUGACGAUUAUCAACCGAUUAACGAUAAUGAAAAAUCCUUUUCUAAAUCCAGAUCGAAUUCUGCCGUUCAUGUGAGAGUUUAUAGAAAACAUAAUUUUUAA
This is a messenger RNA of Pediculus humanus corporis (human body louse), 417 nucleotides long. Its product is annotated as Ribonuclease P protein subunit p20, putative. The record is from RefSeq and is a predicted model, not a curated record. Gene Ontology annotation, molecular function: nucleic acid binding. Bases 1 to 417 code for a protein of 138 amino acids. Gene Ontology annotation, biological process: tRNA 5'-leader removal. The transcript is spliced from 2 exons. Gene Ontology annotation, cellular component: nucleus; nucleolar ribonuclease P complex; ribonuclease MRP complex. Lineage: Eukaryota; Metazoa; Arthropoda; Insecta; Psocodea; Pediculidae.